AUGCUUGCAGUGUAUUUUGACACCAAAACUUCGACUUGGAGGGUUACAAAAUUAGUCGAGAACCACAACCACGAUCUUGUCCCACAAUGCAUGGUACACCUAAUUCCAAACCAUCGAGGGUUGACUGAGCCACAAAAAGCUCAGGCAAAUACCAUGCAUGAUCAUUGUCUUCCAACCUCUAAAAUAAUGGGACUAAUGGUAGGCCAAGCUGGUGGUUAUGCCAAUGUUGGGUUCACAAAGAAGGACCUAGAUAAUCACUUUCAAAGAACUCGUCGUGCAAAUCUCAUUGGUGGGAAUUCCAAUGCGACGGUUAGCUAUCUACUUGGGAAAGCCGAUGUCGACCCGAUGGCCAUGGCAAGGUACAGUGCUACUAAUGAAGGUCGGCUGGCAAAUUUAUUUUGGGCAGACGGAAUUUGUAGGUCCGAUUAUCAGUGCUUUGCAGAUGUGCUUGCAUUUGAUACAACCUACCAGAAGAAUAAGUACAAAAGGCCAUUGGUAAUCUUCUCAGGUUGUAACCAUCAUCGCCAAACAUGUAUAUUUGUUUUUGCCUUGGUAGAGGACGAACGGAUGGCAACAUUGAUGAGCGGAUAA
Arachis stenosperma is the source of this 591-nucleotide messenger RNA. RefSeq names its product protein FAR1-RELATED SEQUENCE 5-like. The record is from RefSeq and is a predicted model, not a curated record. NCBI's taxonomy places the organism in Eukaryota, Viridiplantae, Streptophyta, Magnoliopsida, Fabales, Fabaceae. The transcript has a single exon. The coding region runs from base 1 to 591 and encodes 196 amino acids.